Rotaria sp. Silwood1 is the source of this 254-nucleotide messenger RNA. The record is from the annotation of a GenBank genome assembly. NCBI's taxonomy places the organism in Eukaryota, Metazoa, Rotifera, Eurotatoria, Philodinida, Philodinidae.
AUGUCUGAUGAAAAUGAUGAACGACAACAAGAUCCAUCUGACGUCAAUUGUAAUCAUGAAAAAAUUUCACCAUUAUCAAAUCGUUUUCUAGUUGCACAUUCAUCACCAGUACAUGAAUCAACAACUGAUGUAAUUACUCGUAUACAAGAUGAUUCAUUUCAAUCAUCAUCAUCAACAUCAAAUUCAAAAAGUAGUUCAAGUGUAACAAGUCGUUCAUCACGUCGUCAAUUUUUAAUUAUACAACAUCAGUCAGC